AGUUAACCCGAUGUAGCCGGCUUUGACUUCCGGUGCCGCAUGCGUAAAAAGAUUGUUUAGUCUGCAUGACGAAGCUUUGUUGAUUUGCAAAGCAUUUUAAACAGAGACAUGAGUUCAAUUGGAACCGGUUAUGACCUGUCAUCCUCCCAGUUCUCUCCUGAUGGCAGGGUGUUCCAGGUUGAGUAUGCACAAAAAGCUGUGGAAAACAGUGGGACUGCAAUUGGUAUUAGAGGCAAGGAUGGUGUUGUGUUUGGUGUAGAAAAGCUAGUGACAUCCAAGUUGUAUGAAACUGGGGCAAACAAGAGAAUAUUCAACAUAGACAAACAUAUUGGAAUGGCUGUAGCAGGAUUGUUGGCUGACGCGCGUCAAAUAGUUGAGAAUGCGAGGGAGGAGUCAAGUAACUACAGAUCCAAUUAUGGUUCCCCCAUCCCUCUUAAGCACCUGACAGACCGAGUGUCCAUGUAUGUGCAUGCAUACACACUGUAUGGUUCUAUACGGCCCUUUGGUGUGAGCAGCCUUCUUGGUUCCUAUGACCCUGUAGAAGGACCUCAAAUGUUCGUCAUCGACCCCUCUGGAGUCUCCUUCGGCUACUACGGGUGUGCCAUUGGAAAAGCAAAGCAAGCAGCAAAAACAGAAAUUGAAAAAAUCAAGAUGAAAGACAUGCUAUGUGUUGACCUUGUGAAAGAAGUAGCAAAAAUAAUUUACAUCGUCCAUGAUGAGGUUAAAGACAAAAACUUUGAAUUGGAAUUAAGCUGGGUUGGAAAAAUGACUGAUGGUAAACAUGAGCUUGUCCCCAAGAAUGUCCACACAGAGGCAGAGAAAUAUGCAAAGGAAUCUCUGGAGGAGUCAGAUGACAGUGAGGACGAGGACUUGUGAGAGACCACAUCUCGGGUGUGGGGGAGGGCUCCAUUAGACUGACUUCACAAACCAUCAUUUCAUAUAACGCCCACCAAGAUUAGUGGAUUCUUAAAACAACUAAUUCAUAGACCUGAUAUAAGUGAUAAUCUUGUUAUUCACUGUGCUGCUAAAGUGUCUAGUGAUAAAUACAAAUUGUUUCGCGUGGGGGCAAUUUCCUGUUUGCCUUUGCUAUGUUUCUCGUGAUUUUAAAAUUGAUAAUCUGAUUCAACUUGAUUACUAUUAUGGACUUGUGGUGUUAUUGUUGAACUUUGUAGACAUUUGUGCUAUAGAUAUGUUUAGUGCUAUAAACAUUGCAAAGAAGUGAACUACAAUUAUUAUUUGACUUGCUUUUGCAUUAUUUUGUGGAACAAAUAAAAUUCUCUUAAAAUGUAA
Molecule: messenger RNA, 1290 nt
Organism: Dreissena polymorpha
Lineage: Eukaryota; Metazoa; Mollusca; Bivalvia; Myida; Dreissenidae
Product: proteasome subunit alpha type-3-like
Exons: 10
Coding region: 109-876 (255 amino acids)
Biological process (GO): ubiquitin-dependent protein catabolic process
Cellular component (GO): proteasome core complex; proteasome core complex, alpha-subunit complex; synapse
Source: RefSeq, a predicted model, not a curated record